Varanus komodoensis (Komodo dragon) is the source of this 5108-nucleotide messenger RNA. It is a transcript of the gene MEAK7, whose product is annotated as MTOR associated protein, eak-7 homolog. Lineage: Eukaryota; Metazoa; Chordata; Lepidosauria; Squamata; Varanidae. Gene Ontology annotation, biological process: TOR signaling. The record is from RefSeq and is a predicted model, not a curated record. The transcript is spliced from 7 exons. Bases 449 to 1933 code for a protein of 494 amino acids.
AGCAGCACGCAAGAUCCACUGGACAGCCGUCCUGCUUUAACAAGGGGCCCUGCUCCGGGCAAGGGGCAGGACCUGAUGGCACUCUGGCCCUUCCCACCUCUACUAUUGUAUGUUCCUUCCUAUAUUCUGGGCUCCCUCCAAGUCCCCAAAGGCUCAGGAGACAUGGAUUCUCCUGCCCUCCUGUUUCCCUGAGCCUUCUGGGUCAUUUGACCCUUUCCAGUAGAUUCCAGCUUGUGAGAUGAGCCUUAUUAAUCCUGCACAGGCAAAAUCAUUCAGUGCUAUUGGUUUUUCCAUGUCCAGCGGCUUCUGCUCUUCCCUGCAUCGACAGCAAGGGUGGAACCAGAGGGCACCCGAAAGAAGCCAUGUUUUUUAAAAAGCCUGUCCCUCUGCUUCUGCCUCCCACUCAGUGCCUGGCUCCGCAGAGCGUGGGUGUCUGCGUCCGCCCUGGAUGCAGUCUGUGACCUGCUUCUGCAUGCCAGUCUCCUCCUUUCCUCUCCUCUGCCUCAUAGGCCUCCACCAUCUGCUGGAAAAGAUGGGCAAUGUGCAGAGCAGUAGCUCCUACCAGAAGCACCUCUCGAGGCUUCUUCCCGAAGAGCGUGCUGACAUCGACGCCAUCUUUAGCACCUUGUCGGGAUCGGAAGAGGCUUCCGUGGCCAAGUCGGCCAAGAAGGGGGUGUCUCUGCUGAAGCUGAAGGCCUACGUCAAAGAUGCUUUGCCUGAAUCGAUGGUCGUGAGGCUGUACGAUGGGAUGAAAAGCAUUCAGCUGACUGAGAAAUUGCCAGAUCCCGGCGCCCAGGUGGCAAAGGAGCAGUUUGUGGUUUUUCUGUCAGCGAUUUUCAAAGGCAACGCGGAAGAAAAAAGUGGUAUUAUCCUGAGAAUGAUCUCAAAUGCCGGGGGGCCUGUGAAGGAAAGUCAGAUCCUAGAGUUUGCAGAAGAUCUGGUUGGCUCCUUGGCUCACGUUCUGAACUACAGGAAUGAUCUGAAGGGCUGGUAUCCAAAGAAUAUGCAUGAUUCCACUGCCGGUGUGAAAGCGUUGGCCGUGCAGCUGGUGUCUGAACUGAAAUCAGCACAUGGGAAGAGCCCCGGGGAUGCUUCCGCCCCGGACGCCACAUGCGAUGAGAGCAGCAUUGAGGACUGGCUCUUCCGGGUCCCUCAGGUCUCUGUGUACCUCAGCGCCGUCGUCCAGCGGGGGCUGCUUGCUCUGCGCUCUCCCGCCGAUCAGCCCGAAGACUUGCCCCCCUUGCUUCCAAAAUGCAGCGGGCUCAAGGGACACAGUUUCGUCAGCCUCCUCAACCUCCCCGCCGUCGCUUACAUCAACUCCCACCUGCCUUCCGAGCUGCAGCAGAAGUGGAGGCUGCUCUUUGCCUCCAGCGUUCACGGGGAGAGCUUCACCCAGCUGUGCGGGCACAUUGUGAACAAGGGCCCCUGCGUACUGGUUUUGAAGGACACCGACGGCCACAUCUUUGGCGGGUUUUCCUCCUCCUCCUGGGAGGUUAAGCCACAGUUUCAAGGCAACAGCAGCUGCUUCUUGUUUUCCGUGGCGCCCACGCUUGCCGUCUUCAGUUACACCGGCUACAACGACCACUACAUGUACUUGAAUCACGGGCAACAGACCAUGCCGAACGGACUCGGCAUGGGCGGACAGCACGGCUACUUCGGACUCUGGGUAGACAGCAACUACGGGAAGGGCCACAGCAGAGCCAAGCCUCGCUGCACCACGUACAACAGCCCUCAGCUCUCGGCCAAGGAGAACUUCACGCUGGAUGCCAUGGAGGUGUGGGCGGUGGGGGACCCCCCGGAAGGGGCCGCUGAGAAGGGGCCAAAGAGCAUUUUGGACGCAGAUCCCGAGGCCCAGGCGCUGCUGGAGCUGAUCGGAAAGGGCCGCCAGAGCGACGGUCUGCGGGCGCCGGCCGACGAGGAUGGCGACAACUGAGGGGGCCCGGGAAGCCUCCGCCUGCCGCCAAGCCGAGUUCCUCGGGAUCCACCUCCGAGCUCUCUGCUUCCCACGUGUCCAAACUAAACUGCGCGGCCCUUCAAGAGUACCGAGUGCUCCUUCUAGAGCAGGCUCCCUGCUGGGGAGACACAUUGCACGGGGCAGUGCGGGAGGUUUCGCGGGUGGGCAGGUCGGAUGCGCCGUCAGGAGUGGACGGGGCGGGAGGUGCGCUUGGGUGCUGUCCUGCCAUUUGUGUCCUCAGUGAUUGCCAGUCCCCGAAUGUGGCGGGUUAGGGCCAUCCCCGUAGGACAUGGCAGGGACAGCCUUUGCCUCCCAUCCUCUUGCCCGCCUUUUUUUUGGUUGGAUGGGCUUUGCCACCCAUUUAAGGAAGGCAUUUCAGAGAAGGCAGGCAGGCAGCUGGCUCUGAAUAGCUCCUAUCUCUCCUCCCCGCCAUCCCCGGGAUGCCCCCUCCCCUCCGCUCCCCGAAGUCGAGUGUCCAACCUCGGAGGCAGGUGGCGCCGUUCUUUCCAUUCAGGUGGGAAGGGCGAAGUGGGGUUGGAUCGCCACCUCCUGCAGCGGGAUUGCAAACAGCCCCACACCAGGUGCCAUAGCUUUGUCCCACCCCCCUCCCUGGUGACAUGACUAUCUUCUUAACCACCCAGCAUGAUAAAUAACUCUCUUUUCCAUCUCCUUUCUCUCCUUUCUUAUAUUUUCAAUUUCUUUGCACAUUCUGCCUGCCAAUGGCUGAAGCCAGCAUUUGGGAUUUCUGUUAGAAAACCCUUCCUGGAACGGGUGGCAGCUGGGAUUCACCGCUCAAAAGGCACAUGGUCUUCCACACAAGCCAGAGCCAGUUUUGUUAAGCAUUUGGAAAACCUAAAGCUCGGCCUCCUGGGUUAUCAUUGAGCAAUCUAUAUUUGGAAUAGUUAACUGAGCAGUGAAGGUCAAAACAUUGAGACCGGGUUUUUUUUCAUGGUCGCAGUCUGUAGUCCUAAGUCCACUGAUGUAAAACUUGAGCAGGAUUGGAAGAGAUGUUAGUGUGUGGGUGUAGUUCCCGCUGGAGCGACGAGUUGUGUGUUUCAGCCAAACGGAGCAGUUUCUGAAGCUCAGCCCCAAUGACUCUGCAAAGAAGCCAUUUCUGUGGUCAUUGAAGGCUUGCUUUGGGAUUUAGCCUACGGCUUAUGCCAAUGGAGUGUGACUGAACUAUUUUCAUUGGUUUUCCUGUUGCCGUCUGCAAUUCAAAAGCGCAUCUCUGUACUGUGAAACAUGCAACACUUGAAAGAAUUUGUUGUCGUACAAGGCAGGAUGCAAGUUUUUAAGCCACACAGGGGCAGUAGAAGAAAGAGCUCUGUGUGUGCUGUUUAAGGCCGGAUGUCCAAGUGUCAGGUUUAUCCCAGCUAAUCCUGUGUCUAUAGACCUUUUCAGUCUUGAGUUGGUGAACUUUGGAUCAGACAGAUGAGGUUGUUGUCUUGGACGCAAAGGAACAAACGAAAAAACUAUUCCCUUUUUAUAAGUGUAAAAGAAAAAAGGGAAGCUUCUGGCACAGUGCCUCUUUGUUCCCUGCCUUUCAGGGAACUUCACAGAUCACUGGAAGGGAGAGAACAAAAGGAAAACCCUCUCUGAAGAGGGGAACAGCACGCAAAAAUCUCUGUCGGUUCGUUCUCGUACUCGGGCUGCAUUUUCACCAAAGCUGGAUGGCAGCUGUUUCUUCUCUUCAAAGAGGAGGCCAUCUUUGAUCUGAAUCCCUGACAUGGUGAAGCCCUGUUUCAGACCUGUAGCCUUCGAAGGAGUCACAGGCAAUAGCACUCUCAAGACCAGACGUCCUUUCCCCCUCCCCUGCUCAUGCACACUCCCGAAUAGAGGCAGCCGAUUCCCCUGCAAAUGCUUGCUGUUCAAGGCCGAUUCUUGCUUAGGUGUAGUUCCCCUUGAAUUCCAUGGGGCUUCUCGGUGGAAAUACCUACAGUCAGGCUGCAGAAGAGCAACCAAGUCACCCUUUGGAGUUCUUUUAGAGACGCAAGACACAGAACAUCUUCACCCAGUGUUCCCAAGGCGAUGCUUUCCAGAUCUUUUGGACUACAGUGUCUUUCAGCCUCAGUUGCCUGGCCAGUGGCAAUCGGUAAUGGGAGUUGUAGUGCACGGAGUCCAGUUGACACAGUGUCUGCCUCCGGCUGGGUCUAGCUGUGUGGGUACCAUCACUGGCAACCUGCUCGUGGUUGGUUCUUCACCUUCCUUUCUUGAGAUCUUUAGUAAGAAAAGUCGGGAGCUGCAGGCCAGACUGACAGAUGAAACGUGCCCUCUGCCCCGAGCUUGUACCCUGGACUGUUUCUCCUGCUGCAUCCCAAACACAUCCAUACCUGGGGAGCAGCCUCCCCCAAAUUGGCAGGGGAGUGGAUCUAGAGGAAGCCGCCUGGGAGAGGAUUUGCACGUCAUCCCCCGUUAGGGGAGGAGGGGGUAGUCCUUGCACCAUGAGGGAGCCCGUGUCUUGCAUGCCGAAAAGGCGAGCAGCACCUAUUUGGGUGGCUUUAAAAGGGGACUGGGCACAUUCAUGGAGGAGAAGGCUGUCCAUGGCUGGUCGUCCUUGGCUCUGAAGCAGGAAGCGGGUGGAGCAGCAAAACUGCCCAGACUGACUCCUCCGUGGCCAUCAAGACAAUCAAAGCACUGCCUAGCUCAAAAGAAUUGGGCCAAAUUAAUGUUUAGAGAAGGUAUAGAUGGCCCAGGGAAAGCCUAGGCUAGUCGUAUCUUUGUGUUCCGGCCAAAUGUGUUGGUCUUACUGUGGUAUUAUCUACCUUCUAUUUGGCUUUUUUGAUCUAUGGUGUCCACCGAGAGCUGUCUUUGAAUGAACACGUCCUUCUGCCUUUCCUUUAAAAAAAUGCAAUUAUGAGUUUCUUUUUUAAAAAAUUGAGGGUGAAAUGAUUGUUGCAUAAACAAUCCCAGGGACUGUUAAUUAGUCAGGUAUAUACUACACACAUUACCUCCAGUAACAGGCGGCAUUCAGCCUGAAAAAGGAAGGAAAUGCUGCUGAAGCACCAGCUGAAUGCUGGAAUCUUUGAGGAAGCGUGCUGAUCAUUGGUAUUAAUCUUUUUUUAAAGCAGCCUUGGAAUGAUUUUAUAAUAAUGCAUGUCAGAUCGCAUAUAAUCAAUUGACUGCAACAAAUAAACGUUCCAGGUCCUUCCUGUAA